Pelobates fuscus (common spadefoot toad) is the source of this 1155-nucleotide messenger RNA. RefSeq names its product gastricsin-like. The transcript has 9 exons. Gene Ontology annotation, biological process: proteolysis. Lineage: Eukaryota; Metazoa; Chordata; Amphibia; Anura; Pelobatidae. Bases 1 to 1155 code for a protein of 384 amino acids. The record is from RefSeq and is a predicted model, not a curated record. Gene Ontology annotation, molecular function: aspartic-type endopeptidase activity.
AUGAAGUUUCUAAUUCUUGCUCUCGUUUGCCUCCAGCUCUCAGAGGGGAUUAUUAAAGUCCCCCUGAAGAGGUUUAAGUCGAUGAGGGAGUCGAUGAGAGAGCAUGGAAUUAAAGGUCCAGUUGUAGAUCCAGCUACAAAGUAUUACAACAAAUUUGCCACUGUUUAUGAGCCUUUGGCAAACUACAUGGAUAUGUCUUACUAUGGUGAGAUCAGCAUUGGGACUCCACCUCAGAACUUCCUUGUUCUCUUUGACACUGGAUCUUCCAACCUGUGGGUAGCUUCAACCUACUGCCAGAGCCAGGCCUGCACCAAUCACCCACUGUUCAACCCCAGCCAAUCCUCAACCUACACCUCAAACCAGCAGCAAUUUUCCCUUCAAUAUGGAACCGGCAGCUUGACUGGAAUUCUGGGAUAUGAUACAGUGACUAUCCAAAAUGUUGCUAUCACCCAGCAAGAGUUUGGCUUGAGUGUUAAUGAACCUGGAACCAACUUCGUCUAUGCUCAGUUUGAUGGUAUCUUGGGUCUGGCUUAUCCUUCCAUCGCUGUGGGAGGAGCUACCACUGUGAUGCAAGGAAUGCUGCAACAAAAUCUUCUGAAUCAGCCUAUGUUUGCCUUCUACCUGAGCGGCCAGGGAAACACCCAGAAUGGUGGGGAAGUAGCCUUUGGAGGAGUUGACCAAAACUACUACUCAGGGCAGAUUACCUGGACCCCCGUUACUUCAGAAACCUACUGGCAAAUUGGAAUCCAAGGAUUUGCCAUUAAUGGACAGGCUACUGGAUGGUGUAGUCAAGGAUGCCAGGGUAUUGUCGACACUGGAACUUCUCUGCUGACUGCACCUCAGCAAGUUUUCUCCUCCCUCAUGCAAAGCAUUGGAGCUCAACAAGAUCAGAAUGGACAAUACGUAGUUAGCUGCAGUUCCAUCCAGAAUCUUCCCACCAUCACUUUCACCAUCGGAGGAGCCACCUUCCCACUUCCACCAUCUGCCUAUGUUCUCCAGCAAAACAGUGGAUAUUGCGAAAUUGGCAUCAUGCCAACCUACCUGCCAUCCCAGAAUGGACAGCCCCUCUGGAUCCUGGGUGAUGUCUUCCUUCGUCAGUACUAUUCAGUCUAUGAUCUUGGCAACAACCAAGUGGGCUUUGCUCAGGCUGCCUAA